Messenger RNA from Anthostomella pinea, 2931 nucleotides. The record is from the annotation of a GenBank genome assembly. Lineage: Eukaryota; Fungi; Ascomycota; Sordariomycetes; Xylariales; Xylariaceae.
AUGCCUCGAUCCAAACCCAACCCCGACUUCGAAAUCCACGUCGACCCAUCCUGCCUUAGUGCCCCAAUGGACGAAGAAACCCAACCUCACACUACCGAGCAGAACGAGAACACAGACGCACAUAUACGCGUAGACGACACGGCCUCGGUAGAGGGGGCAGCCUCUCCAGAGACGACUAGUACCCUACCAGAGGCGCCCUCCGCCGCUCCAGAGAACCUCGAAGCUGCAGAGGCGAAUCCCAAGCAUGACGAAGAAGAAACUGGUGCCGAACAUCUUGAAGAGUCCGAACUAGAACAGGACCCAUCCGCUGUUGGGAUGGAGGGAAAAUCUUCAACAAUCGAAACAGACAUCGCCGCGGCCGACAAGUCUGAUCAUGAUCACGAAUCCCACGUGCACCCCAGCAUCGAAGAGGACAUACUAGACACAGCUCAAGAGGGUGAAUCACCGAGGGGUCUAUCCUCGCCGCGAAGAACGUCGAAGCGGACUGAGGCCAUGAUCCGAGCCGCUGCUCGUGACAUCCUCGAACACAUAGAUGAUCAUAAGAAUGACAAGGCGGGGGACAACGAUGAAGAGACCGGAGACAUCUCAGUACUUAGUGAGAGAACGGGCGAAUCCUACGAUCCACACGACGCCGAACAUUCCUACACCGAACAGUCUGAGAGUGGUGACGGCGAUGAUGCGUCGCAUAUCUCUCACAACCCGACAGCGGACGCAGGAGGCGAUAGCAGCUCACAACACGAAGUCACGGACGACGAGACCUUCAGCGACAAGAGCCCUCGUAGCUCUUUGGGAUCUUACGACGGUGGAUCGGAGUCGGGGAAGAGAAUAGAUGCGGACAACAUGACUACGGUCACCAGGUCUCCGCGCAUCUCGGACAUAUCCCAGUAUGACAAGGAGGACUUCGUUCCCACCGCCCGAGGUACACCUCGACCUCCCUUUCGAACACCUUCCGACGUGCGAGCAAUGCAAAUGUCCUCGCCCACUCCGUCCCUGAUCGGCUCUCCUCGCUCUCCUCGAUCAACCAAGAGGCAUUUCCCGACAGUGUCGAGACUAGGGACGCCCACGGCCUCUACACAGUAUUCUCCCAAGGGCAAGUCCACGCCGCCACGAUUCAAGACCAAACAAGAGGCCCCCCUCGUGCUACUACACGUGACAUUACUACCUCUCCGAUGGAUGUGGGGCGACUUGGUCAACAACCUAGACCCGACCGAAAUGAGUGAGCAGGCCAAGACACUGCGAGACGCGUGGCAGAUGUUGCAGGAUCGCGUUGGAGACACGGUCAUCGAGAGAGGUAUUCUGCUAGGCCAUCCUCAGAAUGACUAUGAGGUUCUUGAGGAGCGCCUACUUGAAGCCCUCGAACUGCCAGUUCGUCGACGGGCACGGAUCCUGGAAUGUGGCCACUACCUAGGCCCGUCAAAUGAGAUCACUAUGGGCGAAGAGGAGGAGAGUGAGGAUGAGUACGGACAAGAACGGCGUCAGUCGGCAUACAAACGCCACUGGUGCGGGACUUGCAAGAACGAGAUACAGUACGAUGCUCUGGGCACAAGCAAGAUCUUCCGCGUCAAAGUCUAUGCUAGUAACGGACUGAUGCGGGCUGGCGCUUGGGCAGCAUGCUGGAAGGAGAUGGAGCGUGUCGAUGCUGAGUUGGAGCCGAUUGUCGACCCUGCUGUGCAGAACGAGAUUGUCCGUCUCGCGGCUAGUCAACGCGAGCGUGAGUUAUCGCACCGGGAGGAGGCGGAGAUUGUCAAGGAAGUGGAAAAGCAAUUCGAAGAGGAGCUCAAGAACGAGCAAGCUGGUCUGCUGCACGCUCAAGACGAGGUACCGACAAACCACCUCGAGCCAGAGCCGGCGUUGGAGCCUACCCCGGAGCCUACCCCGGAGCCUAUCCCGGAGCCUACCCGUCCUUCUCGCUCGGCGCGUCGUCGUCAGCGGGAUGAAGAACGGCUUCGGGAGAUUUAUGAAGACACCCCGCCUCCCCCUGAAACGCAUGCUGAGGCACCGCCCUCGCACGAGCAUCGUCAUCCGGACUCUUACAUCCCACCACCGUCGCCUCGGUCACCCUCUCAGGAUGCUUACGAGAGAAGAGAGGCCAAGAGACAAAAUUACCAGGGCGCAUCACUACCUCAGCUUCUUCUUGAAGCCCUGCGAGUCUUGGUGCAGGAUCGCAAGAACGUGGCCAUUAUCGCUCUCAGUGUCUUUGUUCUGAUGCUUGCACUCCGAAGUGCCCCUUCGCAACAAUCCUACGAGCCGAUUAUCAGUGGGAUAAAGGAUGUUCCCAAAAUGCAUCAAGCUCCGAUCCUUGAGACACCACAGCCUGUUGCUCAACAGCAGAGUCAGCUCCCUAACGUAGAGUCGAAGGUGGAAGUUCAGAACCACCAAGAGUACUCAGAGUCACAGCAGUCCGCUACAGAGGUGGAAUCUGUGUAUUCUGCACCUGGUCACGGAAGGGUUGCAGAUAGUGUAUCUCAGCCUAUCCCAGUGCAGGAUGCGGCGACUGCGGCGCAAAGUGUGUCGACAGUUUAUGGACCUUGUGAGACACCCAUGGCUUCUCAGCAGACAACUGCUAGCCAGGUCGCGUCCGAGGUGCCCUACUCAGAGGAGACCGAGACGGUUACGCAGAAGAAGGUCGUAAGGGUUGUUCAGACUGUGACCGAGACGGAGGCCGAGACCGAAACCGCUGUCGAGACUGUUACGGUUAAGGCUACGCCUAUCCCCGAGUCAGCUACGCCGUCGGUUGUGGAAGAAAUGGUGGCAGAUGAGAACGUGGAGGGGGGCGAAGAGCUGAUGGACGAACUGGUCGAUGAACAAACUGCCCUUUCCGAAGAGGUGGAUGACCAAGCUGGCGUUUCUGACGAGGUGGAUGGCUUUCUCACAUUCAACAUGGGAUCUGAAGCCGAAGCUAUGCCUGAGGAUGUCGGCGAGGAAGUCUAA